Messenger RNA from Tarenaya hassleriana, 737 nucleotides. Its product is annotated as ankyrin repeat-containing protein P16F5.05c. The record is from RefSeq and is a predicted model, not a curated record. Gene Ontology annotation, molecular function: protein binding. NCBI's taxonomy places the organism in Eukaryota, Viridiplantae, Streptophyta, Magnoliopsida, Brassicales, Cleomaceae. The transcript is spliced from 6 exons. Bases 26 to 460 code for a protein of 144 amino acids.
UGAAGCAGUAUUGAAGCAUCCGAGUAUGGGAGCCGAAGCCAACACAGACGCAGAGAAAAUCGACGACUUGCUCGAGGCUGCGAGAUAUGAUGAUAUUGAUGAUCUUAGGAGCUUGGCUUCUUCCGGAGUCCCUCUUGAUUCCCGCGAUUCACAAGGCCGCUCAGCACUGCAUAUGGCCGCGGCCAAUGGGCACUUAGCUAUAAUCGAGUAUCUUAUCGGUGAAAGAGUGGAUAUAAACGCUCUGAACCAUGAGAACAAUACACCCCUUCACUGGGCAUGCUUGAACGGCCAUGUCGAGGUCGUCAAGAGAUUGAUCAUUGCAGGAGCAGACCUAAGCCUUUUGAACCGGUACGAGCGGACUCCGAUGGAUGAAGCCAUUAGUGGGGAGAAAAUGGAUAUCGUAGACGCCAUCAACGCAACUGCGGCACAAAUGGAACUUGAAAACGCCGGUAUCGCCUGAAUCUCCGAUAAGUUAUCCCAUAUGAUCAUCUUUUUUAUGACCCUUUUUUUAGCUUUUUGGAUCUCUGGUUCAUGAUGAAUCUUUGUAGAGUACCCUUGAUCUUCCCAUCGGCUUUUUAGAGAUAUAUACGUACGUAGUGUUAGUGUUUGAAAGCCCAUCCUCCUCCUCCUGUUUCUUUGGCUUUGGUCCCAAUUUAAUGCAUCAGAACAAAAAUGUAUGCUUUUACAUUUUGAAAACGUUAUUAUCUGAAAUUUUAAUUUAAAUCAAAAGAAAAAUA